This is a messenger RNA of Odocoileus virginianus texanus, 2440 nucleotides long. It is a transcript of the gene OTUB1, whose product is annotated as OTU deubiquitinase, ubiquitin aldehyde binding 1. Gene Ontology annotation, cellular component: nucleus. Gene Ontology annotation, biological process: protein K48-linked deubiquitination; negative regulation of double-strand break repair. The record is from RefSeq and is a predicted model, not a curated record. Lineage: Eukaryota; Metazoa; Chordata; Mammalia; Artiodactyla; Cervidae. Gene Ontology annotation, molecular function: cysteine-type deubiquitinase activity; ubiquitin binding.
AUUCAAGAUGAAGAACACUUCUAUCUCCACAAGGAUUCUCCUGCUUCAUUUUUAUAACCACGUCCACUUCCCUCCUGCCCCCUACUCAACCCUUGGGAACCACUAAUCUGUUUCUCCUUGUUGUCAACUUCUAUCUUAAAAAACAAAAAGAAAAACAAUCCUGAUUUUCUCAUAAUCACAAGGGCAGGGAGUCCAAAGUUAGGUCGACCCCGAGGGUCAUGGUCUUUCGGUCAGAAGCAGGACACCAAAGCCCGCUCGGAGCCAAGGCUCGGUGGAGCGGGGCGGUGAAUUCCCAGAGCUCGGAUAUUAGUAGAAUUCCCGGUCCCCUCGGCUAGGUGAUCCUCAUUGCAUUCGCCUGUCUUGAGUUCUGGAGCCCACAGCGGGAAUCGCCUUCCGUGAUUUGAAUUUCAUUUUCCUGCUUAUCUCAGUAAUACAAUCCGCGUUUCAAACUCCAGUGAAAAGAAAACUCAAGUGGCCCCAGGAAGCUCUUAUCACCCCAUGGCACAUUGGGAGCCUGGGAAGACCGAGCCGAGCAAGCGUGCGGAAGGAAGGCGGGCGUGGAUUGCCUUCAAGUCCCCCGGUUUCCGCCGGUGCAGAACGCGGCUGCGAGCCCCUCAGGUGACUACGCCCGAGGGGAUACCGUUGCUAGGGGCGUUACCAAGGAGGGGCCUCGAGGAGGGGCUGUCUUCCGGGGGGAGGACAACUAGUAACCCGGAAGCGGUCAGCAGUGCGGCGCUGUUUAAAGAUGGCGGCGGAGGAACCUCAGCAGCAGAAGCAGGAGCCGCUUGGCAGCGACUCCGAAGGUGUUAACUGUCUUGCUUAUGAUGAAGCCAUCAUGGCUCAGCAGGACCGAAUUCAGCAAGAGAUUGCUGUGCAGAACCCGCUGGUCUCAGAGCGGUUGGAGCUCUCUGUCCUCUACAAAGAGUAUGCUGAGGAUGACAACAUCUAUCAACAGAAGAUCAAGGACCUCCACAAAAAGUACUCAUACAUCCGCAAGACCAGGCCUGAUGGAAACUGCUUCUAUCGCGCUUUCGGAUUCUCCCACUUGGAGGCAUUGCUGGACGACAGCAAGGAACUGCAGCGGUUCAAGGCUGUGUCUGCCAAGAGCAAAGAGGACCUGGUGUCCCAAGGCUUCACUGAGUUCACAAUUGAGGAUUUCCACAACACGUUCAUGGACCUGAUCGAGCAGGUGGAGAAGCAGACCUCCGUGGCCGACCUGCUGGCCUCCUUCAACGACCAGAGCACCUCGGACUACCUGGUGGUCUACCUUCGGCUGCUCACCUCAGGCUACCUGCAGCGCGAGAGCAAGUUCUUCGAGCACUUCAUCGAGGGGGGGCGGACCGUCAAGGAGUUCUGCCAGCAGGAGGUGGAGCCCAUGUGCAAGGAGAGCGACCACAUCCACAUCAUCGCGCUGGCCCAGGCGCUCAGCGUCUCCAUCCAGGUGGAGUACAUGGACCGCGGCGAGGGCGGCACCACCAACCCCCACAUCUUCCCCGAGGGCUCCGAGCCCAAGGUCUACCUUCUCUACCGGCCUGGACACUACGACAUCCUCUACAAAUAGGGCCGCCUGGCCUGCCACCACCCUGCCCACCCACCCCUCUGCCAGGCACUAGACAUGUACAGAGGUUUUUUGUGGUUGUAAAUGGUCAUACUUCACUCGCCUACCCCUCCCUGUCACACGACCUCCCGUGUUUUAUUAAAGGGGACGCUGGUGGUGACCGCGUGUCUGCGUGUCCCUGCCUGGCUGCUGCCCGCCUGGCUGUGCUGUAUCUGGCUGCCCCCCUUCCCCUCAGGUGGGUUCCUCUUGGCUUUUCACUGUCCACCCCCAAACCUCCCCGCCAGGAGCAGUUUUGAGGGGUCUGGGCCUCUCGGGGACCCUUCCUGGUUAUUUGGGUUCUGCUUCUUUCCCUUCAGGCCUCUGUCCCUUCCCUGUUUAGCUGGCCAGGGGUUUCCCUGGGGAUGUGGAAGGUCCUCGGAGCCUUGCCCGGGAACCCAGGAGCACCAAAGCUUCUAGCUGCUCCCUCCUGGGCCCUGCCCCCACACUGCUGUCCUGGCCGGAGUCCCGGCCACAUGCCCUCCAUCAGGGCUCUGCGUGGUGGAGUCCUGGGUGGAGAGGGACCGCAUGAUGCUGCAGCCUGGCUCAGGACAGGGGUAGGCGCUAGGGUGCCCCAGGGCACCCCAGGUGGUGCCAGUCAGGUGGGGGAGGGGCAGUCCUCCAGCCUGUGUGUGGUCCCCCAUCCUCCCCGCUCUGCUCCCCUCGGACCCCUGCCUGUGCCUGCUUUGCACCCCCACUGCUUGGGCCGCGGUGUCCGCAUUGCCUUCCUCUCUGCCUUCACCUCCUCUCUCACCCCGCCCGCCUCCUGGCACGCGUGGGGUCUCGGCCCCCAGGCUGUGAGCUUCCUGGGGGCAGGCCCUCAAUAAAUGUGACGUGCUGCUGCCA